UAACAUAUUUCCUAACUACGGUCCUGAUGAAAAAUUCCGCUGCCAAAUUGAUUAACAACGCGAUACCACCGAAACUGGCUCGCGGCCGCCCGUUCCCGGGAAUCAGGGAUCGGGGGCUGUGACAAAGACUGUAGUCUCUCAUGGUGCUAUUCACACCGAGCGAAGGCUGCACCAGAUGAUGCUCGAGGAUCGUGACUACGAACGAAACAACAACGAUUCUGGUUUAAGCGAACCCGAACCGCAAAGGCCCGAUGUGAAUGUGGUCAAUUGGCUCCGAAGAAGGAAAAAGCUCCUCCGUUGCCUAAAACCGGCCAAAGCUGCUGGUGGAAAGCAAAAGAAUAAGGCUCCGAAGAAGGAAAAAGCUCCUCCUCCGUCGUCUAAACCGGCCAAAUCUACUGGUGGAAACCAGAAGAAGAAGAUCAGAUGAAGCUUACUUAUGUUUAUCUUGUGAUCAGAAUAUUCAUUCCGCAAAUGCAUUAUCAAAUGCCAUUCGAGAACACUUGUAUGUGAUAAAUGCAAUUCUUAACCGGCAGUUGUUCGAUGUGUACAAGAAAAACUAUCACUUUGUCAAAACUGCGAUUGGGAGAGUCACAGCGGAUCUAAUUCAGCUUCGGGUUCCCACAGCCGUCAGACCUUGAAUUGUUACUAUGGCUGCCCGUUUGCAGUCGAGUUAUCCUCAAUCUGGUCGUUUAUGUCCGAUUCGGAUAACAAAAAACGGUUAAGAUUCUGCAUGUGAGCUGGAAAUGGGGUUGAUGAGCAUUACAGAUAGCAAAAGUGGUCAAGAUUUAUUAGUACCAAUUGAGAAUAAUGAUGCCCAAAAUGUAUUUCAACAACCCGAUCCAAAUUCAAGGUAAAUUGAGUUGGGUUUACGUAAUAUUUUCGGUUAUGAGUUCAAAAUUGGAUCUUGAACUUUGGUUUUAAAAAGCCGUGCAGCGCACAUGAGGCGUUCAUUAUUAUAAAAAAAUACUAAAAAAUGUUAUGGAUAAUAUUUUGACCUGUUAACUUAUAAACACUAAAAUAUGAGAUAUUCCCGUCAUCUUUGGUCAGCUUUGUUUGAUAGGUGGUCUAAUUUGCUCAAAUACUGGCCACAUAAAGCGUCACAUCAGUCGCAUCACACUCGCAUCAUGGAAUCGCAUCAAUUGCUGUGAUGCGAUCUCAUUACCGCACCGCACAUUACGCGCUUCUGAUGCGCUUCUGAUUAUACUGGUUCCGAUUUGGUUGUACAGCUCUGUCCUAAUUUUGCAUCUCAUGGUUCGAUUUAUUGCACCAGAAACUUAAGGUCAUUACCUGUUUAGGUUACUGUGUGGGACAGAAAGUGAAGUUAAUGCUGAAAUUGUACGUCUUAAAGCUGAAGUUGUGAAGGUAGAAAAAGCCUUAGAUCAUGCUACUCCUGGGGAUGAUUUGUAGAAGGCGUUACGGAUGAUCAUGCAGUAUGAACCGCCGGAGCCGAAGAGGAGCAAAGACAGUCCGAUGGAGGAGUCGCUGGAGGUGAAGAAUCGGGGGUUGCAACGGGAGUUGUAAUGGCGGCUGCGGCGGAGAAGCGGAUAACGGCAAACGACAAAUAAGGACGAAUUUCAUGAUAAACAGGAAGAGGAUAUUAUCAUGGGAGGCUUUGAUGGUGUGCGGGGAGGACCUCCGCACAAGGCCCACAAUUUCGAGGGGCAUGCGAUUUAAAAAAAAUUCGAUACGUAUAUGUUAUUUUUUUUAAAUAGUAAACACAUACCACUUUCAAUAUAAGCCAAUUUAUAAAUCAUUUUUUAUGUUUUAGAAUUUAGCCCACUUGGAAUUAGGUUUAUUAAGCCCAAUACUAAUUUGAUCUUUUUCAAAUAAUAACAAAACAUACUAGAAGGGCACAUUUUUUCAAUCUCGAACAUGGUACGUAAAUUCUCAGAGACGCCUCUGGAUAUUAUGAAAGGGUAUCUUUUUUUUUAGUAUUCCAAAAUUCAGACAUAUAAGAAUGAUAGUUUCAUCUUAAAUAUACUUAUUUUUUAAAAAGUGGCACUACUCACCCAGUUUUGUAUGUUUUCUUUUAAUUCUUAUGAAACAUUUUCGUGUGAUAGAAUUAUGUUGCUGGAAAAGUAGCUGAGCAUACUCUAUCAGAAACAAGGGCGUGCGAUCCAUGUAGAAUUAUGUUGCUGCAAAGACAGUCCGAUGGAGGAGCCGCCGGAGGUGAAGAAUCGGAGGUUGCAGCGGGAGUUGAUGGGGUUGCGGCGGAGAAGCAGAUUGCAGCAAAAGGCAAAGAGGGACGAACUUCAUAUAUAAUUUAGUUUGGUUCUGAACUGAAAAUUGUAGAAAAAAGGCGUGAUUUGAUGAUUUAUCUGAAAUAAUAUUAUACAAAAUCUUUACAAAUAGAUCUUAUGAUAGAAUUAUGUAUCUGAAAUAAUAUUAUACAAA
Messenger RNA from Helianthus annuus (common sunflower), 2394 nucleotides. RefSeq lists its product as uncharacterized. The transcript has 5 exons. Bases 176 to 427 code for a protein of 83 amino acids. NCBI's taxonomy places the organism in Eukaryota, Viridiplantae, Streptophyta, Magnoliopsida, Asterales, Asteraceae. The record is from RefSeq and is a predicted model, not a curated record.